UCUUAGUGACGUGUGUGUGUUUUUUCCUGCUCUCAGAAACACUGGAGGAGCAGCGGCGGCUGGAGGACAUGUUUCCAGACGCAGAGAAGCUGAACACAAGACCACAGGACUGAAUGAACACACACAUGGACAACAGAAGAGCAGGAUCUACAGCGGAUGACGGAGAUGUAUGGUGACGGAUGGAGACGGUAGCAGAAUGUGCUCCUGUAUGAAGAGGAUGAGGACGAGGAAGGGUCUCCUGCUGCGUGUGUGUGGGUUGCUGACUCUGCUGUGCGUGUGUGUGAGCCUGACGGCCUGGAGCAGCACACACACACUCGACAAACACGCAGCAGAGUUCAGGAAUGAGGAGGGGAGUGACCUGAAGAGCACAUCUACCUGCUGCUCACCACACAAACACCACAGACCCGUUCUGCGGUGGAGGAUUGAUCUGGAGCCGUGGGCCAAUGGGAUGCCUGCUUUACAGGAGGAGGCGCAGCGAUUCCUCUCAUACAUCUCCACACCACAGGUGUCAUGUGACGCACACAGAGAGGAUUAUGGGCCAUGGGCUCUGUGUUUGGACCAAAGGUUCAGUCUGGCUCAGCGGAUCCGCUCUAAACACUGCCGUGUCUACUCACUCAGGCUGGGCUCGUCCUCAGCUGAUGUUGUGGAGCGUGCUCUAGCCUCCUCCGGCUGUGACGUCCACUGUUUCGACCCCAGCAUCAGCUCCGCUCACCUGCAGCAGCAGCAGCACCUGUGGCUGCAUCGCCUCUCAGUGGACUGGAGAGACCCCAAUCCUGCCGUCCCCCCACACAGAGCGCACAGCAACAGCAGGAAGCUCAAGAACAUCCUCAACCACUUCGGCCACAGACAGUUCCAGAUUGCACAUGAAAGGACCUCACAUCUCUUCUGCAGACCAGAUAUUACAGCAGAAGCUGAGAAGUCAUCUAAAACAGCAGCGCUCAUGCAUGAAUCCAUCAGUGAUGCAUAACAUAUCCAAAGCUGAACUUCAGUUCCCCGAAGCCGUGAAUAAUUCCCUCAUGUUUAUUCAUCCUGUCCUAAACUGACUUCCUGAACCUCUGUGUGCAUGAGCAAGUGUCAAUCCUGCAGUUACCGCAUCUGUUUCACACACACACACACUCAAACAGAGACGCUAAUGAAUUCAUUAUGUCAGCAGCAGAUAUGACAGAAUUAUGACUCCGAUUUAUGAUUUGUAUAUUCAUGAGCUGAAGGAGCCAAGAAUCAUCUCAGCGUCAUUAUUAAUUAUAGAAACGUAUGCAAAGAUUGAUUGGCUGAUGAUCACUUUCAGCUGUUUGUUUAUUGUCAGUGAAAGGCACAGCUGAAGUAGUUCCGGCAGGUUUUGAGUGCAUUACUACUUCAUAUCACUCCGCUCAAUGAUUAGAGUUAUUUCACAGUUGAUAAUCACAGCAGAACACAAUAGAAGCAAUAUUAUAAUUAU
This is a messenger RNA of Danio rerio (zebrafish), 1435 nucleotides long. The record is from RefSeq and is a predicted model, not a curated record. Lineage: Eukaryota; Metazoa; Chordata; Actinopteri; Cypriniformes; Danionidae.